GUUUGACCCUCAGAACAUGGAAAAAAAUUUGCACGCAAUCCAGUGUGUGUCUGCACUCCUUCAGGGACCCUUUGACGUUGGAAACAGCAUUUUGGUCAUGCAAGGAGUCAUGGAGAUGAUGGUCGCAUUGUGUGGUUCAGAGAGAGAGAUUGACCAGAUGGUGGCAAUAGAGGCCAUCAACCAUGCAGCAAGCAAAGCCAGCAGAGCGAAUUUCAUCAUUUCUAAUGGAAUCACCUUACUGAAGGAUAUGUAUAAGAAAUCAACUAACGAUAAAAUCAAAAUUAGAGCAUUGGUGGGUCUGUGCAAGCUUGGAUCAGCAGGGGGUACUGACUACAGUCUGAGGCAGUUUUCUGAGGGAUCCACUGAAAAACUUGCAAAACAAUGCAGAAAGUGGCUAUGCAAUCAAAAUAUUGACAUUCGUACGAGAAAGUGGGCGAUUGAAGGCAUGGCUUACCUGACACUGGAUGCAGAUGUGAAAGAUGAUUUUGUAGAGGAUGAGCCAGCAAUGCAGGCAAUGUUUGAGUUGUCAAAGGUAGAUGCUCUCUAUCAGUUUCAUUUCAAUGUAUUGUAUUGUAUUACUCCCUCCUUCGUUGUAAAGACCAAUGAAUGA
Molecule: messenger RNA, 610 nt
Organism: Rhincodon typus (whale shark)
Lineage: Eukaryota; Metazoa; Chordata; Chondrichthyes; Orectolobiformes; Rhincodontidae
Product: protein unc-45 homolog B-like
Exons: 3
Coding region: 17-610 (197 amino acids)
Molecular function (GO): Hsp90 protein binding
Source: RefSeq, a predicted model, not a curated record